Molecule: messenger RNA, 2253 nt
Organism: Rotaria sordida
Lineage: Eukaryota; Metazoa; Rotifera; Eurotatoria; Philodinida; Philodinidae
Source: the annotation of a GenBank genome assembly
AUGUGUCAUGCAAUAUCUAUUUCAAUUGUUGUUGGUGUCGUUGGCCCAUGGUUAUCAAGAGAAGCUGAGGUAAUUGCUCCUUUUGAUGAAAAACUUGGUAUACCUAUUAUAUCAUAUUCUGCAACUAGUCCUGAUUUAUCUGAUGAAAAUGCUUAUCCUAAUUUUUAUCGUACAGUUGCUUCAGACUUUGUAGCUGCAGUAGCCCUUGCAAAACUAUUCAUUCGAUAUAAUUGGACAUCAUGUACAAUAAUUUAUCAAAAUGGUGCAUUUGGAACUGGUGGAGCCAAUGCUAUAAUUAAAGCAUUUAAUAAUAGUGGCUUAACAGUCAGCCAAAUGAUUGCAUUUGAUAUUACUAUACUUAGUAUUGAUGGUGAUUUGAAAAGUCUUUUAAUUAAUGCUGCAACACGUAUGGUUAUCGUAUGGGCUGAAUCACUUUAUACAUCUUUGAUUUUACAAGAGGCUCUUGACUCUAAUGUAGUUGGUCCACAAUUUACAUGGAUGAUAAGCAACACUAUUUCAUUAAAUUCUUUCAAUCAAACAUUUUAUGAAAACUUAAUUGGAACGUUUUUGAUUGAACCAUCUGUAGGAUCAGUUGUCAAUGCACUAAUUAAUACAACAUUAUUAGAUAUAGCAUAUAGUAUUUGGCAACAAUAUGAACUUGAAUCAUUUCCUGGAUCCAUGGAUGUAGAGAAUUAUGCAUUAUUUGCAUUUGAUGCAACAUGGACAUUAAUUCAAUCAUUACAACAAUUGUGUGCAUCAAAAAUAAAUAUUUCUUCUUCACGUUUGUCAUUUAUUGGAUCUUCAUACUGUUUUGAUCGUCAUUUCAUUAAUUCAAAUGAUAAUGUAACAGAUCGAAUAACUGGUUUAUAUUAUUCUGCAAAAAAUGCUCAAUCUUCAUCGAAUGGUAAAACAUUAACACCAUCUAGUGAUAGAGCACUUCUCGAAGGUAUAAAUUUACGAAUUGGUAUUAUUGAAUCAAUUCCAUUUACAAUGGUUGAAAAAGAUAUAGAUCCAUCUGGACAAACUACAAUAAAGUAUAGUGGCUAUAUAAUUGAUCUUAUUGAACUUUUACAAAAUAAAAUGAAAUUUAUUCCAAUUAUUGAAUUAGCACCAUCAAAUAUAACAUAUAAUGAAUUCGUUCGAAGAGUAAGUACUGGCGUUUAUGAUAUAGCGAUAGGUGAUGUAACUAUUACCUCUGCACGAAGCGAAUAUAUUGAAUUUUCCACUGCUAUAUUUGAUAAUUCUUUACGUAUUAUAAUGCGAACAACAUCCAAUGUUAAACCUGAUCUGUUCUCAUUCUUAAAAUCAUUUUCACGUAAUCUCUGGUUAUUAUUCUUUGGUACUAUAACCUAUGCUGGUAUUUUGAUAUGUAUAGUGGAGAGAAAAGAUAAUGAAGUAUUAGAAAAUCGAUCAAUAUUGAAUCAAAUUGUAAUGAGUAUAUGGUAUUCUUUUGGUAAUGUUGUUGGAUUUGGUGUAGAUUUUGAAAUCACUACAGCUGCUGGACGUUUAUUAACUGCUAGUUUAUAUAUCUUAGGUUUGAUAUUAGUAGCAUCGUAUACUGCAAAUUUAGCAGCUGAUCUGACAAUUGCAAAAUCAAAUAAUAUUAUUUCUGGAAUUGAUGAUAUUAAAAAUGGGAAAAUACCAUCUAAUCGUAUCGGUAUUCUUGCAAAUUCAGCUGAAGAAGACUAUUAUUUGACACAAAUAUCUAAUGGUGUUCGAAAUUUUUACCCAUUAAAAACGUAUGAUGAGAUAUAUCGUAGUCUAUUAGAAGGUAUCAUUGAUACAUCUAUUCCGGAUAAUGGCAUUCUUGAAUAUGCCACGAAUAAUAUAUAUUGUAAUUUAACUUUAAUUGGAAAUGAUUUUGAUAAAAGUUCAUAUGGUAUUGUUAUGCCUCAGCAUUGGUCAUAUGCACAAGAUUUAGAUAUGUAUAUUCUACAAUUAAAAGAAGGAGGUGAUCUGGAGAAUUUAAGACAAAAAUGGUUUGAAAUGCAGCUGUGUCUUGACUCAUCUGGAACAUCGACUGAUAUCGGAAUUGAAGCAGCAAGUGGAUUAUUUUUGGUUUUUGGAGUUAUUAGUAUUUUAUCAUUAUUAUUAUUUGCAUGGAAGAAACGACAAAAUAUAAAAAAUUGUUUAUGUCAAUUGAUAUAUCGAAAGCAAUCUUCAGCCGAAACAAAAGACUCUAUGAACAGGCGCUCAAGCAAAGCUUUUGAACAUUCACAAAAUCAUCAAAUAACGUUGCCGGACAUUGUAUAA